Messenger RNA from Aspergillus pseudotamarii, 315 nucleotides. RefSeq lists its product as uncharacterized. The record is from RefSeq and is a predicted model, not a curated record. Lineage: Eukaryota; Fungi; Ascomycota; Eurotiomycetes; Eurotiales; Aspergillaceae. The transcript has a single exon. Bases 1 to 315 code for a protein of 104 amino acids.
AUGUCUGGUCCGGUAACUACCGAUAAGGCUGUGGCUGGCCCGCUUCCCGCGCUCACGGCCCCAAGCCCUGUGAGACCACAGUCAUCCAAAGCAUCAACCUAUACAAUGUUCACUGUGAUGUUGAUGCUACUUAUCAACAUUGCGAUUGUGGUCUUACUAGGUCUGCUUGUGCGGAAGCUAUUCGAGGUCCAUUCGAUCCUGGACCAUGGACAUGUCUAUGUCCAUGCCAGCAUCGUCAAUGACAAUAUCGAACCCUUAAGUGUCUCUGUCGUUAAUACUGGCUACGAUGCCAUUCCCGUGACUAUGUAUCGGUAA